This is a messenger RNA of Acaromyces ingoldii, 724 nucleotides long. Its product is annotated as Endosulfine-domain-containing protein. The transcript has 3 exons. Gene Ontology annotation, molecular function: protein phosphatase inhibitor activity. The record is from RefSeq and is a predicted model, not a curated record. The coding region runs from base 107 to 559 and encodes 150 amino acids. Gene Ontology annotation, cellular component: cytoplasm. Lineage: Eukaryota; Fungi; Basidiomycota; Exobasidiomycetes; Exobasidiales; Cryptobasidiaceae.
CGCAUCACUUGCGACAUAUACGACCACUACAUAUCCAGCCUGUUCCCCUGCGCUUGUGGGCUUCGAGCGACACUUUAGCGCCAAGCCAAUCACCCACACCGACACAAUGAUCCCCGCCCAGCGCAACAAGAUUGACAUCAGCUCCCUUACCGAGGAGGAGCAAAAGGUGUUCCGCCUGUACGGCAAGCUGCCCAAUCGCAAGGAUCUUCUUGGUAACAAGCUCAAGGAGCGCAAAUACUUUGACUCGGGCGACUACGCCCUGUCCAAGGCAGGCAAAGCCCCCCAGCAAUCGGUCGGUACUGCAAUUCCGAACCCCGAGACGAUUCCGCAUGCUUCUACGGUCUCGUCGCCCCCGAACUGCACGGCGGCGCCCUCGAGCUUGGGCCAGAGCGUCGGUGCGGUGCCCGUCGCGGUGCCCAAUGCCAGUGGCAUUGGCCGGAGCCCGCCUCAGGUGAGCGCCUUCCCAACGGCCACUGGAAAUGGUCUGGCCGGCAGCCCGGCAAAGGAGAGCAGCCUGGGAAAAGAGGCUGCAGGCGCCGAUGACCUCAUGGAGGAGUGAUCCGUACCCUCACGGACUGGCUCUUCUUGUAAAUGCACCGCUGGACGUCUGAAGACCGCCCGACCCGUCAACGACUUCUCGCCUCGUCGUCUUUUCACACACUUGUAUCAACAGCUGCCUCUCGUCGUCUCUUCGUUUUCCCUCUUCCCUAUCUCGUUCGCUCGC